Electrophorus electricus (electric eel) is the source of this 2997-nucleotide messenger RNA. It is a transcript of the gene htr1d, whose product is annotated as 5-hydroxytryptamine (serotonin) receptor 1D, G protein-coupled. Gene Ontology annotation, cellular component: plasma membrane. The record is from RefSeq and is a predicted model, not a curated record. Lineage: Eukaryota; Metazoa; Chordata; Actinopteri; Gymnotiformes; Gymnotidae. Gene Ontology annotation, molecular function: G protein-coupled serotonin receptor activity. Gene Ontology annotation, biological process: vasoconstriction; smooth muscle contraction; regulation of locomotion.
CGUACUUGCAGUCUAUUCCGUAUUGUGUUUCCUUGCGUCUUUUGGAGAGGGCAACAUGUACUGCUUUCUGACCGACGAAGGCACUUUUCACGCGACUUCGGCAUGGACGUGCUGUACCGCGCACUGAGGCACGCGGACGGUGUCCGCAUCAGAAGCCAGCGGGAGCUUUCCAAACAGUCACAAUGUGACUCCGGGAUGUGUAUCUGAGACGGACUGAUGCCACCCACGUACGCCCGUAAUGUGAUGCGACUCCCCUUGGGGCAGCGGACCAGCGUUUCUGUCUAACGCAUCUAUGGGUGCUUUGGAACCUAACAGAGGCAGGUAUAUACCGAAGUACUGGAGCAGCAGACUCAGUGUAUAUUCACUACAAUGCAGAUCCAAUCCGGCCUUCGCCGCAGCUGAGCCGAGUCCCGGCGCGGCCCUGUGGCUCCGUUUUGGCACUUUCCGUCAGGAGUGGCCCCUCCCAGCCGGAGGAGCUAGCGGCAAAGAUCACUUCUGGUGCCAAGCUGGUUCUUCGUGUGUCCUGGGGAGGUGGUCCCAGCGGCGUUCAUAAGCAGAGUGGAGCCCCCACAACAGCCUGUAGCCUCAGUCAGCAGCAGGGACGGCGCACGAGCAGGAAGCAUGCUCCAAUCGUUUCCACGAGGAAUCUAAGCAACCCAUCAAGGAAGGCUCGUUUGUUCCAUGCGCAGAGAGUAAGAUCAACAACACAUUAGACUGGAACACAGGCUCAACAGUGUCAACAAAUGAGUUUGGGUUAUAGCGUCAUUCGAGAAGGAGAUAAUGGGUGAUAACGUUCCGCUCCACCGUAUAAACUCGGAACUGCAUGAAACAGUGAUGCAGAGAUGACUGAACCGCAGCCUAAGCUUCUGUUCUAAGCAUGGGAACUGAAUGUGUGCACCGAACAUGACUUCUGAAACAACUGACUUCUAAAAACUGCCUGAUUCAGAAAACAGCCCGCUGCUUUUCUUGUGUGUUUGAUGCGGAAGCAAAUUAAACAAACAGUAUAAACUGGCGUUUUUACCCCACGUGAAGCAACACUUUUCUUUGAAAAACAUCAGAGUAAAAGCAGCAGAGAUUGAUGGAUGAAUACAACAUCACUGCCGAGUUUUACCUUCCAAACACAACUGGCAGCUCGGGGAGACCAGAGGCCUGGGACAAAGCCGCGCUCCUGGGGCUGCAGAUCUCCCUCGCCGCUCUGCUGGCUGUGGUUACCCUGGCCACCAUGCUGUCCAACGGCUUCGUCAUCGCAACCAUCGUCCUCACCCGCAAGCUGCACACGCCCGCUAACUUCCUGAUCGGCUCCCUGGCGCUGACCGACCUGCUGGUGUCCAUCCUGGUCAUGCCCAUCAGCAUUGUCUACACGGUGAGCAAGACGUGGAGGCUGGGCCAGGUGGUGUGCGACAUCUGGCUGUCAUCGGACAUCACCUUCUGCACCGCAUCCAUCCUGCACCUGUGCGUGAUUGCGCUGGACCGCUACUGGGCGAUCACGGACGCACUGGAGUACUCCAAGAGGCGGACCACGCGGCGGGCGGCGCUCAUGAUCGCCGUCGUCUGGGUUAUCUCCGUCUCCAUUUCCAUGCCGCCGCUGUUCUGGAGGCAGGCCAAGGCCCACGAGGAGCUGACGGAGUGCCUGGUCAACACAGACCAGAUCUCGUACACGCUCUACUCCACAUUCGGCGCCUUCUAUGUGCCCACCGUGCUGCUCGUUAUCCUCUACGGGCGAAUCUACGUGGCGGCACGCUCCAGGAUCUUCAAGGCCCCGUUGUCACACGGGAAGCGUUUCACCACGGCGCAGCUCAUCCAGACGUCAGCCGGGUCGUCUCUCUGCUCCCUCAGCUCCUCCGCCCACCCGGAGGGGCAUCUUCAUCCUGGAGGAGGAGGAGGAGGAGGAGGAGGAGGGUCUCCGCCCUUCACCAACAGCGUGAAGGUGAAGCUGGCAGACAGCGUGCUGGAGAGGAAGCGUCUGUGUGCGGCAAGGGAGAGGAAGGCCACAAAGACCCUGGGCAUCAUCCUGGGUGCCUUUAUCGUGUGUUGGUUGCCGUUCUUCGUGGGAACGCUGGUGACAGCCAUUUGCAAGAAGUGCUGGUUCCACCCGCUGCUCUUCGACUUCUUCACCUGGCUGGGAUAUCUCAACUCGCUUAUCAACCCCGUCAUCUACACCAUGUUCAACGAUGAGUUCAAACAGGCCUUCCACAAGCUCAUCAAAUUCAAGAGGUGCUACUGAACGGGGCCAGGCGUCCAGAACCCGUCGGACCCUGUGGUCCAUCGGAAACAAUGCUGAUAGAGUUCCAUCCAAACUGAUCUCAGACCCAGCCAGGCUGGGUCUUCAGACCAGACAUGAGCAACCUUAAAUGUUUUCUGUAGCAUUUGCUUCGGUGUAUUAAAAUGCAAAACCCAUGUUCAUAUGGUCUGGUCGUGACAUGUUUUCACAAAAUUAAACCACAUAACACAGCCUGUAAAAAGAUAAAUAUUUGUGCCAAUCUGUAUGUUUUCCAGUAGAUUUGUGUGUGCAUGCAUAGCUUAUGGUUCCGAACAUUAGAAAACCUGAACCCAACCAAAAGACUGUCAAAAGAAAAAGGACUCAUGAGAGAACUGUCUCUGCAAAGACACUAAUCUGGAAUGCUCUGAAAUUCUCUAAAAUGGAAUUUAAAAAAAGGUUUUUUGCAGAAAUUGGUCAAACCUCUACAUAAGAUCUAUCUGUCCAUCAUAAUCUGUGCUCCUGAAGUUCUUGGAGAUGAAUCCGGUUUAUGUUAGAUGUUUAAAUCAUAACGUUCAUUCCAUGGGGAUCUAACAUUCUGGGUGUAGAUCAGUUCUUUGUCCUUAAAUUUCUUUACUUCAUUUAUGCCAUAGCAACAACUGGCAGUGCACACAGCUGCUAUUAAUGCGAUGUCCGUAGCGUUAAAAUGCUUUGCUAUUGGAAAUGGCAAAUCUUUCAUUCUGAUUGUCUGAAGGUGUUCAGUGAAAUGAUUGGCAAGCUUCCUUUUAGGUUCUCCAGUG